AUGGCCACUCCAUUGAUAUCGACUCCGGUCCACCAUGGACUGUUUUCAUCCAAGACCGCUGGCGGCCGCAUGCCUCUCACACCAUCUCCCCACACACGAAGAGCGAGUGUGGCAUCAAAUCAUUCAUCUCCCUUCACCCCUCCUCGUCAAUCGGCAGAUGCCGUGAAAGACAACAGCCGAUCGGUCUACGGCGGCAAUCUGUCCUCAUACUUUGCUAAAUCGAUCGCGAAGACAUCAAAAACUUACCGCGAAUCUCCCAAAUCCAACAUUGCGAGGACGCGCAAGUCACCGAGGCAUCUCGAGCUUGGUGUUUCAGACUGGUCCUUGACCGGCACAGGUCCCUCGUCGGGGCAGUCUCCAUCAUCGAAAGAGCGAGUGCGGAAAGAAGUUUCUGCUCGCACAAGGUCGGGCAAGACCACCGUUCGCAUCGCUCACAAUGCUGGUGACAGAUUCAUCCCCAACCGAUCCGCAAGUGAAGGACUGACAACAGCUGGGACUGCCAAGCCGGAGGAGAACCAGCGGCCUAAGACGGGUAGCAGUGAAGGAUCCGCCGUCCUUGCAAGUGCCGCGAGCGCCUUCGACAUCGGAGGUCGAGGAGCCGACGAUGAUCUGACUGCUGCUCUUGAAAAUCUCGGUCUCGAGGACAAUGACAAUUCAACAACAUCGUACACCAAGCCCGCACCUGAUGCUGUCGCCUACGAAUCGUCACUGGCUGACGCCUGCGGCGUCAAUUUGAACACCCGCAUUCUCGCCUUCAAGCCACCGCCUCCGGAAUCGUCAAAGCCGAUUGACUUGAGAGCACAGUACAAUCGUCCAUUGAAGUCAAGCAAAGCCAAAGGUUCUCAGUUCCGUCGCAGAGUCCAGACCGCUCCUGAGCGUGUAUUGGACGCUCCUGGUCUUCUUGAUGACUACUAUCUCAAUUUGCUGGACUGGAGCUCUGGCAACCAGGUUGCUAUUGGUCUUGAGCGCAAUGUCUAUGUGUGGUCUGCGGAUUCUGGAUCUGUCAGUUGCUUGUUAGAAACUUCAUCAGACACAUAUGUAAGCAGUGUCAAAUGGAGCGGCGAUGGCGCAUAUGUUGGUGUUGGUCUCGGCACGGGAGAGGUGCAGAUCUGGGACGUGGAGGAAGGCACCAAGCUCCGAAGCAUGUUUGGUCAUGACUCCCGUGUCGGCGUCAUGGGCUGGUCCAAGCACACAUUGUCGACUGGCGCGCGCAGCGGUCUCGUCUUCAACCACGAUGUUCGCAUCGCUCAACACAAGGUUGCCGAGCUCGUCUCCCACACCUCAGAAGUGUGUGGUCUUGAAUGGCGAUCCGAUGGGGCUCAACUCGCCACCGGCGGUAAUGACAACCUGGUCAACAUCUGGGAUGCGCGGUCUCUGAGUGCUCCCAAGUUUACCAAGACAAACCACCGUGCGGCUGUGAAAGCUCUGAGUUGGUGCCCUUGGCAGUUGAACCUACUCGCGACUGGUGGCGGCUCGUAUGACCGUCACAUCCACUUCUGGAACACCACCACCGGUGCCCGGACCAACAGUAUCGAUACUGGCUCACAGGUCACCAGCUUGAGAUGGAGCAACCACUACCGAGAGAUUGUCAGCUCAAGCGGAUUUCCUGACAAUUCUCUGAGUAUCUGGAGCUAUCCCACCCUGGUCCGUAACGUAGAGAUUCCGGCUCAUGAGACACGAGUUCUUCACAGCUGCCUGAGCCCCGACGGUCAAUUGCUGGCCACUGCCGCUGCUGAUGAGAGUUUGAAAUUCUGGAAGAUCUUCGAGCGCAAGCCUGGUACCAGUGCCUCGGCGUCUCGGGAAGGUGGCGUUGGAAGCAAAGCUCAGAUGACAAAGUCUAUGACCAUUCGGUAG
Messenger RNA from Aspergillus thermomutatus, 1854 nucleotides. RefSeq names its product WD40 repeat domain-containing protein. The record is from RefSeq and is a predicted model, not a curated record. Gene Ontology annotation, molecular function: anaphase-promoting complex binding; protein binding; ubiquitin ligase activator activity. The transcript has a single exon. Gene Ontology annotation, biological process: anaphase-promoting complex-dependent catabolic process; positive regulation of anaphase-promoting complex-dependent catabolic process; positive regulation of ubiquitin protein ligase activity. Bases 1 to 1854 code for a protein of 617 amino acids. Lineage: Eukaryota; Fungi; Ascomycota; Eurotiomycetes; Eurotiales; Aspergillaceae. Gene Ontology annotation, cellular component: anaphase-promoting complex.